AUUGGGAAAUGAAACCCCUAAUUUGAACGAAUGGAAAAAUCGUUGCAAUAAUCUGCAUCUGUAUGAUCAUAGAGGAAAUUUGUGUUGUAAGAAAUAAGAAUGGGGAAAAACCAAGCCUACAAAGCUAUGCAGCGAGCCAGGCUGGGUGGUGCCUCCGCUGGCCCCGACGAAAUUGAAGAUGGCAUGUCGCAGGUGGAUGGUUCAUUUCAUUCUCCAGAAUGGCAUGCUGCUCGUUUGGCUAGCCUUAACACCUCUCACACUAUUACCUGGGAAGAGUUCAAACAGAAGCAAAAGGAAGAAGAAAUGAGAAAGGGGGAGUUGGAAGCGGAUGCAGAUAGGAUGAUGAGAGAGUACAGAGCUCAACUAGAUGCUGAAAGGGCUCGUAAACUCUCCCAAGGAAGAAAUCACUCGAGUAGUAAGUCUAAACAUGCAAAAGAUAAGAGGGACAAAAUUUCAAAGAAGCACAGCAGCAAAAAGAGAAAGCAUUCAAGAAGAUCUUCUGCAUCCAGCUCCUAUUCGUCAUCCUCUUAUUCCUCCAGUUGUGACGAGGAAGAAAGAACGUCAAGAAGAUCUAAGUCCAGGUCUAAGAGAUCAAAGAAGGAAAAGAAGCUCAAGUCAAGAAGCAAGGAUUCUGGAACCGAUGGUGAAGAUGAUGGUCCGGUUCGUCUGUCAAGAUUCUUUGGGAGCAUCAAGAGUUAAAAGUGCUUGAAUACUUGGUCGUGUAUCAUAAAAUUGUUUUCUGCAAAUAGUAAAUUGUGGUCAGCAUUACUUUCAUGAUCAACGUAAUUUUUAUUUACAGAUUUGUAAUUUUGUAUGUCAUAUUGUGUUCUCUUGCAAAAAUAUUAUUUCGUCUUGGAUUAAUGUGUGGGAGAUGGA
Molecule: messenger RNA, 876 nt
Organism: Abrus precatorius (Indian licorice)
Lineage: Eukaryota; Viridiplantae; Streptophyta; Magnoliopsida; Fabales; Fabaceae
Product: zinc finger Ran-binding domain-containing protein 2
Exons: 5
Coding region: 100-699 (199 amino acids)
Source: RefSeq, a predicted model, not a curated record